Molecule: messenger RNA, 1443 nt
Organism: Cryptomeria japonica (Japanese cedar)
Lineage: Eukaryota; Viridiplantae; Streptophyta; Pinopsida; Cupressales; Cupressaceae
Product: abietadienol/abietadienal oxidase
Exons: 9
Coding region: 1-1443 (480 amino acids)
Biological process (GO): brassinosteroid biosynthetic process; brassinosteroid homeostasis; multicellular organism development
Molecular function (GO): oxidoreductase activity, acting on paired donors, with incorporation or reduction of molecular oxygen; heme binding; monooxygenase activity
Source: RefSeq, a predicted model, not a curated record
AUGGAUGAAUUGUUCAAAUUCAUGGAGGGAUUCCAACAUGCAGUAGUUAUAUCUCUGCUAAUUAUUGUAUGGUCUAUGUAUAGUUGGAUUAAGGAGAACAAAUCUAGGAGCUCCAAAUUGCCUCCUGGCUCCAAGGGAUGGCCUCUUAUAGGGCACACUCUUAGUUGGUAUUUAAGUGUAUCAAGCUCACACCCUCCAUCAUUUGUUGAAGGUUGUGUGAAAAGGUAUGGGAAGAUCUUCUCAUGCAAGCUCUUGGGAAGACCAACAAUCAUUUCUGCAGAUCCAAGCUUCAAUAGAUAUAUCUUAAAAAAUGAAGGUCGGCUGUUCAGGGCAGGCUAUCCAAAAUCUUUUAGAGACUUGGUAGGGAAGAAAGGUUUGAUUGCUAUACAUGGAGACCUUCAUAAGAAACUUCAUAGCAUUGCCAUAAAUCUCAUGACUUCAGAAAAGGUGAAAAACAAUUUCAUCACAGAUAUUCAUAUCAUUCUACAAAGGACAAUGAACACAUGGAAAGAUAGAAACAUGUUUUUUGAGGAUGAGUGUAGAAAGCUAGCAAUCAGUUUGAUGGCAAAUCAACUUUUGGGUAUUUCAACAGAAGAGGAAAUAAAUGAAAUGGCUCCUGUAUUCUGUGAUUUUGUAGAAGGAAUUAUAUCCUUUCCAAUAAAAAUGCCAGGAUUUGCAUAUUUCAAAGCAAUGAAGGCAAGAAGGGUUCUGAUAAGUAAGAUAUGUGAAAUAAUUGAUAAAAGAAAAUGCAGCCCUGCUGGAACAAAACAUAAUGGUUUGCUGGCAAGACUUCUCGAUGAAGACAAUCUUUCACAAGAGAUUGUGGCAGAUUUCAUUAUUUCACUACUUUUUGCUGGUCAUGAAACCACAGCCAAGACCAUGUCCUUUGCCAUAUACUUUCUCACUCAAUGUCCUGAAGCUGUGCAGCAGUUGAGAGAUGAAAACGAUUCAGUGAGAAGAAAUAGAAAUAAGGAAAUGCUGACAUGGGAAGACUAUAAAUCAAUGAAAUUCACCAGAUGUGUUUUAGAAGAAACUCUUCGCUUAGGAGGAAUAGCUAUAUCAGUUUUCAGGGAAACAAUAGAAGAGAUUGAAUAUAAAGGCCAUGUUAUUCCCAAAGGAUGGCUUGUUGUUCCAUUCUUUUCUGCAGUUCACUUGAAUGAAGAUUUCUAUGAAGAUUCUCUCAAAUUCGAUCCAUGGCGUUGGCAAAAGAUUGAUCAAGAAAGCAAAAUGUGGAGAACCAGUGAACUGUAUAUGCCAUUCGGAGCAGGAGCUAGAUUCUGUCCGGGUGCCGAGUUGGCUAGACUACAGAUUACUCUAUUUCUUCACUAUUUUGUCACCAUGUACAGAUGGGAGCAGCUGAAGGAAGACAGGACAUCUUACUUUCCAUCUGCCAGACUAGUUGGUAGAUUUCCAGUGCAUAUCCAAGCAAGAAAAGACUACUGA